Messenger RNA from Arctia plantaginis, 723 nucleotides. The record is from the annotation of a GenBank genome assembly. Lineage: Eukaryota; Metazoa; Arthropoda; Insecta; Lepidoptera; Erebidae.
AUGGAUGUAUCGUGGGACGCGGAUAAUUUUGAGCCUAAACUGCCGACCACGUUGACUAGUUCAAAUAAAUGGGAAGGCGAGGACGAGGAAGAAACUGUGAAGGAAAGUUGGGAAGACGAGGAAGAAGAGAAGAAAGAUGAAGAGAAAACGGAGCUUCCCCCGCCUCCACCUAAGCCUAAAAAGAGAAUUCAUGAUAAAAUAGCUGAAAAAGAGCGUCUGGAACGCGAGAAGGCUGAACGUGCUGCGUCAGAAAAAGCGCCCGAGGAGAUGACUCCAGAACAGAAGCUGGCCUACAAACUGCAACAGCAGAAAUUACAGGAGGAGUCAGACCUCAGGCUCGCCAUGGAAACUUUUGGCGUGACAGAAGUUAGCACUGGCAAGAUAGACAAUUUUAACCCAACCACAAAGGCUGAAUUCAAUGAAUUUACUGAGAUGCUGACAAAAAAGAUAAAUCUAUAUAAGAGUAAAGAAGAGUUUCCAGCCUUUGUUGAUGAUCUUGUCAGGAAUAUUGUUGUUCAAAUGCAUUCAGCAGACAUUAAAAGGAUAAAAUUGACAGUGGACAAUCUAUACAUUGAGAAACAAAAAUCUGAAAAGAAUGAUAAGUCAAAGAAGCCAACCAAGGGCAAAGGCAAGGCAAAAUUAAAAGUUGAAGGGGAUAAUGCUCAUCUCAACCAAUAUGACACAUACGGCAAUUUCGACGAUGACUAUAACGAUUUCAUGUAA